CUGGAAGUUGCCAACAAAGUGUGGGAAACAAGAAAGCAAGUCGAUCAUUUCGUGUGUAAGUGCCAACGUAUUCAAAACUCUUUUUUAGUCGGAGGCGAAAAAAAUAAUAAAAAAAUUAUUUUGUGACUAUUUCGAACAUAAAUUUCGAGUUUUUGUGACUCAAAGUUGAGAAUUGAAAGUGAAAAAAUAAUUUUAAAAAAAUUUGUGGAAUUUUGAAAGUUGAAAAAAUCUAGAAAAAAGCAGAAAAGAAAGUUGGAAAAAGUGAAUUUUGUGAUAACAAAAAAAUAAUUAAAAUUGUGGAUUUAAAAAAAAAUAAUUUUAAACAAUUCCGUCAAGUGACUCAACAUGAUUCAUUUUAUUUGAGUCAAUCACCCCUUAUUAAGUAUCACGCACGUACCAGUCAGCUCCUGACAACAUCAUCAUUGUGCAAUAUUCAGACUCAACCAACCCUACAACAUCAAAAAAAACAAUUUUAAUUUAAAACCAACAUCCCCCCUUCCAAAAUGAUGGCCUACAACUCCCCAUCCAAUGGCGGCUACUCAGGUGAUGAGCGAGGCGAGUCACCACGCUCUAAUGACUUGGACGACUCACAAUUUGAUGGCGAUAUGAGUGAUAAGCCAGUCUAUUUGUUGGAACAUUUAGCAACAUUUACAGUCAAUAAGGAAUCAGGAAUUUUAUAUCCAGCUGAUGGAAUGAGGAAGUUGUUACAGUUGGAGAAGACGACUGGCAUUUGGUCGCAGAAGAUGCAAUUGUGCUUGGAUAGACAGUGGGUGCUGAUAAUGGAUUAUGAGACUGGGAACAUAAUCGAGAGAUUUCCUGCAACUUUGAUCCAAGAACCAACAGCAUUCACAAGCAACGAUCCAAUUGAGAUGUACAACAACAUCCUCGUCUUCAUUGUCGGUGGAGAAGCUAGUGCUCGAUCAGAAAUGCACAUUUUCCAAUGCCAAAGCAUCUCAGCAAUUCACCUCGUCGAGGACCUCAAGGCAUUAAGAAGUGGCAAACUCAUCACAAAAUACCGCGAUCCACUUCCAUCGUCCAGUAAACCAUUAGCAACGUCAUCAUCGCACAACUCACCGAAAAUAUCAAUGAUUCGCUCAGAACGCCAUGCAGUAGACGACACAGACUCAGAAUUAGGUGUAAAUGAUGAGACAUCAUCGACAUCGUCGGAAAAAUACGAGAGAGACGUGACUGUCCUGAACCACUGCUUCGAUGACAUCGAAAAAUUCAUUGCAAGACUUCAACAUGCAGCGGCUGCAUCACGAGAGCUUGAGAGACGACGUAGAAGCCGACGAAGUAAGAAAAAGGAUCCUGGCGAGGGACUUUUGACACUCAGAACGCGUCCACCACACGAGAAAGAAUUUAUUGACAUUUUUGCAAAAUUCAAGCUAAGUUUUAAUCUUCUGGCAAAGCUCAAGUCACACAUUCACGAUCCAAAUGCUCCAGAACUCGUUCACUUUUUAUUUACGCCACUUGCACUUAUUGUUGAUGCAUCACAUGACACAUGCUAUGAUCCUAAUUUACCAGCACGUGUCGUUGAGCCAUUACCAACACGAGAUGCUAUCAAUUUGCUUCACAAUUGUGUCACGAGCAAGGAAAUGGAACUGUUGAGGUCGUUAGGUGACGCAUGGAUGAUUCCACGUGACAAAUGGAAGGGCCAAUAUGGUGCCAACUACCAUCCAGUCUUCUUUGAUGGCUGGUCUCCAGACUAUCCAGUAAUUGAUGAGCUUGAAGCAAAGAGUCGUCGACUUGAUUACAACGAUUUCGAAGAGUUCGAACAACCAGCUGUCACCAAGACUGGAUUACAAACUGUCGCAUCGACAGGUUCGCCCGUCUUUAAAGACUUUUCUGCACGUAGUGAAAUUUCAAUUGACUCCAUUGAGCGCAAUGGUGGUGCGACUGUCGUUGAUCGAGCACCAAGCGGUAGUGGAAUUGAUCCGCAAACAGAAGCGUGGCUUGAGGAGCUUCAUGCUCGCGAUGCUAAAAUUGUUCAAGUGACAUAUCCGCGAACGGCCAACAAUGAUAAAGAAUUGACAGUUGUUCGUGGGGAAUUCUUAGAAGUUUUAGAUGACACAAGGAAAUGGUGGAAAGCGAGAAAUGUUCGAGGACGAACUGCUCAUGUUCCACAUACAAUUGUGACGACAUACUCGUAUCCUGAUGGUCGGGAUGAUAUGUAUGGAGGACCACAAUCGAGUGGAUACAAGAGGGAGGAAUCAAGUCCCGCAACACCGAACGUAAUGCCAGCUGAGUGGGUUCGCAACAAGCACGUGGGUCGCUAUACUUCGCAUCAAUCAGAUCAAAGUUCAUAUGAUGGUGACAUGUAUACUAAUAACAAUCAUCAGCCGUACCAUCAAAGCACUAAUGUUAAUAGAAAUUCAUCGGUAUUAUACAGCACUGCGGCAUUGCGCCCAAUAUCACGCACUGAUGAGAACAAUAAUACUAAGAAACCACCAGUUCCACCGCCAUUACCGCCAACAACACCAACCACACCAUAUGCAACUUUACGCUCGAUUAAUAGCGAGCGUGACUUUGAGAGGCAACAGAGUACUGCUUCUCGCAAGUCAACCCAAGACCAACAAGUCGACGACAUGCAAGAGGAACUCAAAAAUGUCCUGGCUCUGUUCCGUGAUCGUCGUAAGCACUUGGAAAUCCACAAAACACCAGACGUCUUUAUCACACAAACAUCAAAUCCAGCUGAAAUAGAAAAGUGGCUGAGAGCUAAAGGCUUUGAAGAACGGACUGUUAAGAAGUUGCAUGGGUUGAGUGGAAAUGAACUGUUUGGUCUUAAAAAGCACACUUUGGAGGACUAUUUUGGUAUUGAAGAAGGACGGAGAUUAGCUAGUCAAAUUACGAUUCAGAAGAAUGUUUCUGGGGUAAGUUUUGCGACUUUGAAGUGAUAUUUUGCGUCUAAGUAGCAAAAGUUUGCAUUUUUGAAGAAAAAGUUUGCAUCAUUGAAGCAAAGGUUUGCAUCUUUGAAGCAGAAAAUUGCAUUGUUGAAGAGAAAAUUCGCAUCUUCGAGCGAGAGUUUGCAUCUUUGAAGCAGAAAAUUGCAGUGUUGAAGAGAAAGUUCGCAUCUUCGAGCGAGAGUUUGCAUCUUUGAAGCAGAAGUUCGCAUCUUUGAAGCGAAAGUUCUCUAAAGCAGAAAUUUGCACCUUUGGAGCGAAAGUUGGCAUUUUCGAAGCAAAAGUUCGCAUCGUUGAACCUUAAAUUCAUGUCUUUGAAUACAAGACAGCAAGAUCAUCAGAAUUAAUGGCAAUUUUGGCAAAGGCACGUCAAAAAACCGAACAACCAAACGAUAGACAAAGCAUUGGAAAUGAAGUAUUCUAAAUUAUAGCUAUAAAAUUAUGCAGUGUCUAAAGCUUUAUGAACGUUAAUGAGAAUUUAUUUUUAUAUAUUGAAAGAUUUUAUGUUGCUUGUUAUCAAAUUUUAUAUUUCUCAGUUGAUUAUUUUUUUUGGGGAUUAGUUAACAAUUAAUAGAAAUUUUACACUUAGAUUCAAACAAAAAAGUAUUAAAAAUGAAAUUAUAAUAAAAAAUUAUUAAAUUUUGGAGAGUUAAAUGCAAAAAGUGCUGAUAAAAUGAAACCGAGGGCCUUAAAAAUUAAAAAA
Messenger RNA from Chironomus riparius, 3603 nucleotides. The record is from the annotation of a GenBank genome assembly. NCBI's taxonomy places the organism in Eukaryota, Metazoa, Arthropoda, Insecta, Diptera, Chironomidae.